Messenger RNA from Hermetia illucens (black soldier fly), 1319 nucleotides. RefSeq names its product 5-hydroxyisourate hydrolase. The record is from RefSeq and is a predicted model, not a curated record. The coding region runs from base 242 to 1174 and encodes 310 amino acids. Gene Ontology annotation, biological process: purine nucleobase metabolic process. The transcript has 3 exons. Lineage: Eukaryota; Metazoa; Arthropoda; Insecta; Diptera; Stratiomyidae. Gene Ontology annotation, molecular function: hydroxyisourate hydrolase activity.
AAUAAAAUUAAUGACAGUUUCCACAAAAGUUGGAAUUUCAAGAUAUGAUGAUGUACCAUUGUACUGCUAUUUAGGUACGUUUUCCAAACACUCCUCCUAAAAGAAGACAACGCUAGAGGAACAAAAUGGGAACUCUUUGACAUACAUAUGUUCAAGUUCAAUAAAUCUUACUGUCAAAUAUUGUCAACAAAGUUUUCUUUAGAGGUAUUUAGUGUGCUAAAAUAACGUGUUUUUAAAAGAAAUGGAGAAAACUGAGAAAAAGCGACCGCACAAAGCGAUGUAUCGGCCAUCGUGGGAGAAGAUUCCAAUGCUCAAAAACUGGAUACAAUCGGUUCCUGGGAAACCAGAUAAAGCGUUUUGCCGGUUCUGUCAACGCCUGCUCUACGCCCAUCGGUACUCCGUUCUGAAGCACACCUGCACAACAAAGCACCAACAAAACGCUGAUAAAUUCAAAGAAGGCGCUCAGCCAAGCCACCAAACAAUAGUUUUCACGAACAGGAAAACUAAUAACACUAACAGUAAUUGCCUCAGUCCCCAGAGAAACUGUGCGGACGAACCACCUGUAGUUUCCACAGAAAUAAUCACACUCGCGGACGAGAAGGAUGACGCGGAUUUGGAAUUAAAUGAUGAAGAAUCCAAAGAAUUCCUGACAUUCAUUUCCACGUCCGUAUCAGACGACCCCUGCCACGGAAACGUUAUUGAAGAGGAAGUGGACGAGGUGGAUUUCAUAGUAGAAGAUGCAGAGGACGAAAAAGAAUGCGCGGAAUAUCACUUUGAGGAAACCGUUGAGGUCUCUGCACCGUCAUCACCAUCCAGCAGCGAUAUGCCAUCCCAUAAAAGUCUUACAAUAUCAACACAUAUUUUGGAUACAUCGCGAGGUAGAGCAGCAACGAACGUACCUGUAACACUUUUUAAAUUAGAAAACGAUAUUUGGAAGCAAAUAAGUCAAAAUGUGACCAAUCAAGAUGGGCGUGCUCCAGGGCUUGUUCCCAAUGGGGAUCUCACAGUUGGAUUAUAUAAGUUGCAUUUUGACACCGCGGAAUAUUUCAAACAAACUACAACCAGAUUUUUAUAUCCAUUUGUCGAAAUUGUCUUCAAUUGUGACGAAUUAGGUCAUUAUCACAUUCCAUUGUUAUUAAAUCCUUUCGGGUAUUCAACAUAUCGAGGGACGUAAAGCAAAACUUUCUUCUAAUAAUAAACAGAUGUGUUUUGUAUGCUUGCCCAAAUUCAAUUGUUAGAAACCAGCAAUAAAAAUGAUAAAAAAGUUUGCCAUUGUAUUAUAAAUCAUUGCCAACAAGAAAAUAAAUUAUUUAAGCGAG